Molecule: messenger RNA, 1134 nt
Organism: Actinia tenebrosa (Australian red waratah sea anemone)
Lineage: Eukaryota; Metazoa; Cnidaria; Anthozoa; Actiniaria; Actiniidae
Molecular function (GO): oligosaccharide binding
Source: RefSeq, a predicted model, not a curated record
UAAGUAGAUUAUGAAUAAGACAAGUAUCGUACUGGUAGCUUUGGUCAGUAUUUUGAAGAUAAAAGUGAACGAGGCUUCUCAGUGCGUUGCAAGGCAAUCAGAAAGCAAUGUCUUCUUGUACGGAUCGCUGAUCGAAUCGUUCAAGGUGGACACUCUUUCAACGUGUACCUCGAGAUGCAAGCAGAAUAAGGUUUGUUCAAGCAUCAAUAUGAACCUGAUGAACAUGAAGUGUGAUCUAAACUACUCUACGAAGAAAAGAUUACCAAAGAACAUGGCCAGUCAACCAAGUAUGGUCUACAUGGAGAUACGGGAUGAUAACGCUACUCCAGGUACUAGGCAAGAUAUACCAACCACAUCUUGUAAGAAGCUCAAAGCGGAUGACAGCCUGUCAAAGUCAGGUGUUUACUGGAUGAAGUUGAAUGAGCCAUCCUCUGCGCCAUUCCAGGUGUUCUGUGACAUGACCACCGAUGGAGGAGGCUGGACCCUCGUCUAUAGUUAUACAUUCACUCGGUACAGUUCCUUUAGGACACCUGCGAACGCAGUCACACCAAUACCAAACUGGCCUGUUAAUCGGUCCCCUAGUGGUUCGGUGCCUCAGUCUACGAAAACCCCGCUCAGCGAGUCUUCUCGUUCGGCUAUGGAUUUUUCUCUGUGGAAGAAGAUUGGUAAAGAGUUUCUCAUCAAGUCCAAUAUAUCAAACUGGGUAGCCUGUGUAGAAGGAACCGGAAAUUUUGUGAACUGGGUAGCAGGAAGUCUGACCUGUAGAGUUGUCAAGGCAAUUACUUUACCUUGCACAACUAUCGCCCCAAACACACUUGGUUUUGGUGGCUGUGGACCAAUUCUCAAGAAGGAUGAUAAAUUGCAAUACUUUUUUGAAGGACGAACCGACCUUUGCUGGCCUGUCCAUGAUCCCUGUGGUACUAGCCCCUCUUCAUCCAAUCACAAGACGAAUGUUGCUAACCCUGGUGGAGCGGUGUAUAUCCGAUAAAUCCUUAGGACCAAAAGCCGUCAUGCCAGCGAUGAUGUACCAGUGUCUUCCUUUUGACCAGUCAUUACCUAUCUUUCAACUCGUCUAUUUUGGGACCGACCAGCACUGCCAAUAUCACCGAACGUUCUUUGUUCCAUUCAUGUAUG